This is a messenger RNA of Leucoraja erinaceus (little skate), 3950 nucleotides long. Its product is annotated as protein NDRG3-like. Gene Ontology annotation, biological process: signal transduction. The record is from RefSeq and is a predicted model, not a curated record. Gene Ontology annotation, cellular component: cytoplasm. Lineage: Eukaryota; Metazoa; Chordata; Chondrichthyes; Rajiformes; Rajidae. The transcript is spliced from 17 exons. The coding region runs from base 384 to 1514 and encodes 376 amino acids.
UCAGAAUUUUAAUGUAUUAACACAAACUGUUCUCCCGCAACGUUGAUUACACUGUGAGUCGGGUCGGGUUACGGAAAUGGAUGAAAAAAAGGUCCACGUUCCGUUGCGUAGCAGGAGUGAUCUAUCUGAUCUUUGGUGGAGUCAUUCUCUGCAGCCCGUUGCCAUAGUGACUUACGCUUCCCCCCCUCAAUGCGGCUUGCAGGUUUUUGUGUUCCCUCCCCAUUUUGCUCCUUAUCCAUUCCUCUCUCAGCUGAGGCGUGACGCCGUCGUUCAAUCGCAGUUCAGCUUCCACCAGAUCCCCACUGCAAGAAGCAAGCAAAGAUAACGACAGCUCGAUUCCGGCUGAAUCCCAGCGACGUGCCAGGCUGACAAACUUGGGAGUGAUGGAGGAACUGCAAGAUGUACAGUUGACCGAGAUUAAGCCACUUCUGACGGAUGGGAAUUCUGCCAGAAAUUUCCAGGAUUUUGACUGUCAGGAACAUGACAUUGAAACCGCGCACGGGGUGCUCCACGUGACCAUGCGCGGAACUCCGAAGGGGAACAGACCCGUCAUCCUGACCUACCACGACAUUGGGCUCAAUCAUAAAUCUUGCUUCAACACAUUGUUUAACUAUGAGGACAUGCAUGAGAUCACGCACUACUUUGCCGUGUGCCACGUUGAUGCCCCUGGACACCAGGAAGCGGCUCCACCUUUCCCAACAGGGUACCAGUACCCAACCAUGGAUGAGCUGGCUGAGAUGCUGACUGCAGUUCUAACCCACUUAAACAUCCAAAGUGUGAUUGGAAUUGGAGUUGGGGCUGGGGCCUACAUCCUUACCAGAUUUGCGCUGAAUCACCAAAGUCUCGUUGAGGGACUUGUCCUGAUCAACAUUGACCCUUGCGCUAAAGGCUGGAUGGACUGGGCUGCAUCAAAGCUCACGGGAUGGACCACCAACUUGGAUGACAUUGUGCUGGGUCAUCACUUCAGCAGCGACGAGCUGGAAAAUAACCUGGAGCUGAUCCAGACCUAUCGACUCCACAUCGCCCAGGAUAUCAACCAGGAAAACCUGCAUUUCUUCGUCAAUUCAUACAACAGUCGCAGAGACCUGGAAAUUGAGAGACCAAUCAUUGGUGUUAAUGAAACCACGGUUAAAACGCUGCAGUGCUCUGCCUUGCUGGUUGUUGGUGACACCUCUCCUGCCGUGGACGCUGUGGUCGAGUGUAAUUCCAGACUAAACCCAACAAACACGACACUACUGAAGAUGGCAGAUUGCGGAGGUCUACCACAGGUUGUCCAGCCUGGCAAGCUGACCGAAGCCUUCAAAUACUUUGUGCAGGGAAUGGGCUACAUGUUUCGCACUAAUUUGCCAGCGGUCACCAUGACCAGGCUAGCCCGGGCCAGGACCACUUCCGUAUCGAGCGUGGGAUCCGGCGACAUCGCUCGCAACCAGUCUCCUGCCGUCAGCCAAGCCGAUGCCAUCAGGAACAGAGAAACAAACCAAGGUGCCGCUCGGACCAUGGAGGUCUCCUGCUAAAGCAGCAAUGUCAUCCUCUUAUUUAUAUUUUUCCUUUCCCCCUUUCUUGAUUUAAGAAAUUCCCUGCCGACAUGGCUGAGCCUUCAGUGCAGAAUCUCAACAGUAGAGAGCAAGGUUCUUGUUUAGCUGUCGCAGUAGUGUAUGCUGGCUCCUCGGUUGAAGCUUUUGUCUAUGGUUGAUGUUUGUGUUUUGUUUCUAUUGCUAUACUUUCACCCAAGUAGUGAAUGCACACUUAUUUUCCAGCGUUCCCUGAGUUAGCCCCGAUUCAUAAGUUCAUAAAUUAGAGGAGCGUAAUUAGGCCAUUCGGCCCAUCAAAUCACAGCUGAUCUAUCUUUCACUCUCAACCCCAUUCUCCUGUCUUCUCCCCGUAAUGCCUGACCCCCAUACUAAUCAAGGACCUAUCAAUCUCCACCUUAAAAAUAUCCAUUGACUUGGCCUCCACAGCCUUCUGAAUUCCACAGAUUCACCACCCUCUGACUAAAGAAAUUCCUCCUAGCCUUUCUGAAGAUGCGUCCUUAUAUUCUGAGGCUAUGGCCGCUGCCCCUAGACUAGUGGAAAUAUCCUCUCCACAUCCACUCUAUCCAUUCCGGUAAGUUUCAAUGAGAUGCCCGCUCAUCCUUGAUUUGUUUAUUCCCACUGGAUUUAAAGGCCAGUGCCAGAAUUUCCUUGCUAUUCAUUGUAAAGCUUCUCAAUAGACAGAUGCUGAAAUAUAUAAUUCUGCAUAGUUUUUCAGAAUACAUUUUUUUGGGGGUUUUUUUGCAGCCUCGCGCUCUGUUACCUAUGGGCUAAAAUAGGUGGUGGUUAUAGAUACAGAGACGGGUUCCUGCUCGUGAUUUUUGGGUUAACGUCACAGUUAAAUAUCCUCAGUACGUGGAGAUUUGACGGGGGGGGGGGGGGGGUUUAGUUUAGUGAUGCAACGUAGAAACGGGUCCUUCGGCCCACCGAGUCCGCGCCAAUCAGCGAUCCCCGUACACCAACACUAUGGGACAAUUUUAACCAAAGCCGAUUAGCCUACAAACCUGGACUUCUGCAGAGUGUGGGAGGAAACCGGAACUCCCAGAGAAAACCCACGCGGUCACGUGGGGAACAUACAAACUGUGUGCAAACAGCGACCGUAGUCAGGGUCGCACCUAGGUCCCUGGCGAUGUAAGGCAGCAACUCUACCGCUGCUCCACCCUACCGUAUACUUUGUGGGUCCGAUUAUUUAAUUCCAAAGAUGUGCUCAUAUAACCGAACCGGGUCUAUCAACCUCGUUAACUCUACCCAUAACCCACGCCAAUUAUCCUGAUACUCAUGGCCAGUUCAACCUUGAGCAUUGCUGACACAAAGCUAACAGGCUUGGUGUCCAUUUUGAAGAUUCAAGGUGAUCUCAGCAAGUGUCGAAGCUUCGAUUACUUUUUAUUUAACCAGCCUACCGUUGCUUCCCCCCACCCACGACCCAUGGACUGGGCAGUCAUUGGGAAUACGUCACGUGCAGGACCUCCUUAAUGUUUGGAGCUGCGCCUCCCCCAUAUAACGAAGGUUAUUGGGCAAUAUGUGUCUGGGUCUUUUGUCACCAAGGUAAGAUGCAGAGUUCUGGAGUAACUCAGCAGGUCAGGCAGCUUCUCUGGAGGGAAUGGAUGGGUGAUGUUUCAGUUUAUAACCCUACUUCAGAGCCAGUAUCUCUGGAGAACAUGGAUGAGCAACGUUUCAAUUUGGGGCCCCUCUUCAGAGCCUGAAGAAGGGUCCCGAUUCAAUUUUGCCACCCAUGUUCUCCAGAGACACUGGUUGACCCACUGAGUUAAUCCAGCACAUUGUGUCCUUUUUUUUUUGCAUCUGCAACUCCUUGUAUCGCUGUUUUCUCUCCAGGGUUUGAGUCCAGUUAUCCACCCAAAUCAGUAACGUGAGUGAGUUGCCACUGAGGGGUGAGAGGAACACACUUUUUUGCAACUGUUUCAAGUUUUUCCCCAAAACCUGUUCAGCAUUUACUUAAAUCCCUACGUCCAUAUUAAAAAUGCAACUGCAGAUGCCUGUUUCCACAAAAGGACUCAAAGUGCUAGAGUAACUCAGCGGGUCGGGCAGCAUGUCUGGAGAACGUGGGUAGAUGGCAUUUCAGGUUGGGACCCGGAAUAAGGAUCGGGACCCAAAAGGUCACCUACCCAUGUUAUCUAGCGAUGCUAUCUGACUGGCUGAGUUACUCCAACACUUAGUGACUUUUCCAGGGUGGGAAUUCCUAUUAAAUGUUAACUCUCCUCUCUCGCUUUCGGUGGUGGAAGAAGUGCAUUUUGGGUGCUGUCUGUACGGAGUUUACACGUUCGCCCGGUGACCGCGUGGGUUUUCUCUGGGGGCUCCGGUUUCCUCCCACACUCCAAAGAUGUGCAGGUUUGUAGGUUAAUUGGCUUUGGUAAAAAUUGUAAAUGGUCCCCGGUACGGGGUUGAUCGCUGGUCGGCACGGAC